Ruditapes philippinarum (Manila clam) is the source of this 378-nucleotide messenger RNA. RefSeq lists its product as uncharacterized. Lineage: Eukaryota; Metazoa; Mollusca; Bivalvia; Venerida; Veneridae. The record is from RefSeq and is a predicted model, not a curated record. Bases 1 to 378 code for a protein of 125 amino acids. The transcript is spliced from 2 exons.
AUGACAAUCCAAAUACCUAAGGAUUGGAGUUUAGGCUACAUCAUUAAACUUCCAAAGAAAGGAGACCUAGGCAACUGUCAGAACUUGAGAGGAAUACAACUGCUCUCUCUACCAAGCAAAGUCCUAGCCAGAGUGGUCUUAGAACGAAUUAAAGGGGCAAUAGAUGAAAAAUUACGUGAUGAGCAAGCAGGCUUCCGCUGUGGACGUUCAUGCACCGACCAAAUUGCCACUCUACGUAUCAUCAUAGAGCAGUCAUUGGAAUGGCAAUCACAUCUCUAUAUCAACUUCGUUGACUUUAAAACGGCGUUCGACAUGGUCGAUAGAGUCACUUUGUGGAAGGUGCUACGACAUUACGCGGCAUACCAGACAAACUUGUGA